CAUACUGCACCGCUGAUCUGGAGAGUCCAGAGUUCAGCUGGGGCUGCAAGAGGAGCGCUACAGGCAGAAACAAGGUCAGCAAACUGUCUGUUGUUGGAAACCCUGAUCACCAGUCAUGUCAAACUUGAGUGGGAAGGUCCAGACCGUCCUGGGUCUCGUGGAUCCGGACCAGCUGGGCCGCACCAUGACCCACGAGCACCUGACCAUGAGCUUUGAGUGCUGCUACUUUCCCCCUCCUGCGGGUGAUGAGGAGGUGGCGGAGAACCCGUUCCAGAUGCAGCACAUGCACUGGCUGCGACAGUACCCCUACAGCUGCCACGAGAACCUGCUGCUGCAGCAGGAGACGGCCGCCGUGCGGGACGAGCUGCUGGCCUACAGGAAGGCCGGCGGGGGCACGAUAGUGGAGAACACCACCACGGGCAUCCAAAGGGACCUGCCCACUCUCAAGCAGCUGGCCAAGGACACCGGGGUCCACGUCAUCGCAGGAGCAGGGUUCUACGUGGACUGCACGCACACUGAGGCCACCAAGAGAAUGAGUGUGGAGAAGCUCACAGACAUCAUCGUCAGCGAGGUGGUUCAUGGCGCUGACGGCACAGACAUCCGCUGUGGCGUGAUCGGAGAGAUCGGCACCAGCUGGCCCAUCACAGAGAGCGAGACAAAGGUGCUCAGGGCCACAGCUCACGCCCAGGCCCAGCUCGGCUGCCCCGUCAUCAUCCAUCCCGGCAGGAAUCCUGCCGCUCCGGCUGAAGUCGUCCGGAUUCUUCAGGAGGCUGGCGGUGACAUCAGCAAAACUGUCAUGUCACACCUGGACAGGACCAUAUUUGAUGAGGGUGAACUGCUGGAGUUUGCAAAGCUGGGGAGCUACCUGGAGUAUGAUCUGUUUGGAACGGAGAUGCUGAACUACCCGUAUAACCAGGACAUUGACAUGCCCAGUGACUGCCAGAGAGUGAAGGCCUUGGCGUUCCUCGUGAAGGAGGGCUACGAGGACAAGAUGCUGGUCGCGCACGACAUCCACACCAAGAACCGUCUCACCAAGUACGGCGGCCACGGCUACUCUCACAUCCUGAGGAACAUUGUGCCGAAGAUGCUGACGAGGGGCAUUUCGCAGCACCAGGUGGAUAAGAUCCUCAUCGACAACCCGAAACACUGGCUGACCUUCAAAUAAAGCAAAGAGAGGGACCAAAGGGAGGUGUCGUGAUGCAGCCAUUAUUUUAUCCUGAGGUGGCCUAACACUCCACAAUAAAUACUGUCAUAUCUUUUCAAUAAUCGCAGUCCAAACUCUUUUCUGAAAGUGCUUUUGGGCGCUUAAACCAAAGAGCUCAGUGUUUGUGUAUCAGUUUAUCUUUAAUGUCAACGUUCUUAAUUUUUCAGUGUAGCAAAAUGUUUUGUAGCUUUGUCUUUCCAAUGGAAAAUAAUUACAGGCUGCUGUUUCAUCCAGCUGAAAGACUUUUUACAGAGGCCUCAUUAAUUAAAAGUUGAUUUUAUAUUUGUGCUUCUACAUUAUUCACUUUGUAAGCAAAUAAUAGGAAAGAGCCUCGCAGGAUCACAGUGCCUCUCAUUUGCAGUCUUGUUUUGGUCCCAUUUAUGUCACAAAAAAUAGCUUUUCCUCGCCUGCAGAAACACAAUUCAAAACAAAUAUUUCCCUUCGUCUGGAGGUGCUGUCUACAGCAGUGCUCACAGUUAUGGUGCUAAUAGAUUUGUCAAUGUCAACGUCGUUGCUGUCUUUGUAUUUGUUGGUGAUGGUUUCUGCAAACAUGUUUUAUGGAAUGAAAAUAAUGAGCAUGUUAGUAAUCAGUAUGCCGCUCUGCUCUCGACACAGUGCGGCUGUGUUAGAUGAGUUGUCCUGUUGCCCCUCAGUGGGUGUCUGGGUGUCUAUGGGAGGCUGACUGGAUGAAGGACAUGUUCUCCUCUCAUCUGGGAACAGGUGGCCUCACAGGGUGACUUCACCACAUGAUCAAUGGCGUGAUCGCCACAAGUGACUGUGCGCUGUGAAAAACUCUGCAACUUUGAUUAAUCUUCGGAGAGGAUUACAAAGUGAGCCAGAGGAUUUUAAUUUUUACAUGAUAUUUUACACAUAGCAGACAGUCUUGACAGUCAGGCAGAUCGAUGCAUGCCGAGGAAACAUUUCUGUCAGUGUGACUGUCCAGUUUUGUGAUGGUGACUAAACCACCAGACCACCCUGUUGCCCCGACCAGCUGUCAUACUGAGACAAGGAGAAAUGAGUUACAAUGAUAAUAUUUGAGACAGUGCUUCAGUAUGAACAUCAGAAUGGCCCUUUACAGAUUCUUUAAAGAGUUUUUAUGCUGCACAGAGUUGAAAUGUCAUUUUUUUUUCUAAGCAUGCAUCACUACAGCUGUUAACAUUUUGACUUAAAAU
Epinephelus fuscoguttatus (brown-marbled grouper) is the source of this 2376-nucleotide messenger RNA. It is a transcript of the gene pter, whose product is annotated as phosphotriesterase related. Gene Ontology annotation, molecular function: zinc ion binding. Bases 116 to 1165 code for a protein of 349 amino acids. Gene Ontology annotation, biological process: catabolic process. The record is from RefSeq and is a predicted model, not a curated record. Lineage: Eukaryota; Metazoa; Chordata; Actinopteri; Perciformes; Serranidae. The transcript has 5 exons.